This is a messenger RNA of Ectocarpus siliculosus, 327 nucleotides long. The record is from the annotation of a GenBank genome assembly. NCBI's taxonomy places the organism in Eukaryota, Phaeophyceae, Ectocarpales, Ectocarpaceae.
AUGAUCGACUGGACCGACGGGAUAACCUUCGGUGGCGUCAUGGAUCGGGUGCUGCAUCAGCUGGAAAUGGCGGGGGUCACCGGGUCGGAGCAGCUCGUGAAGCGUCUGCGGGGGAGGGCCGCGAGGGAUUACAGUCGCCUGAGGGCGAAGGCCGGCAUAGCUUCCACCGUCGACCUCACGGACGAGGACAUCUUCAGCAGCGCAGUGGACGCUGCACCGGGAGCUAUCGAAGAGGCGAGGCUUGUGGCAGCAUCGUUUAGGGUGCUAGGUGACGGUGUUUUCAGUCGAGAACCCCCCGUAGCUUCCUGUUCGGUGUUGAAGUCUUGA